Messenger RNA from Prorocentrum cordatum, 348 nucleotides. Lineage: Eukaryota; Dinophyceae; Prorocentrales; Prorocentraceae. The record is from the annotation of a GenBank genome assembly.
GAGGGUAUUCCCAUGGGCCUUCACCGCGGCCUGCUGCGUCCUGUUUGCGGUGCCCGCGUGGGCCGAGCUGAGCCUGGCCCGCGACGAGGCCCUGUCGUACUUCAGGUCGGACAGGACCGACGUGGUGAUGAUCAUCCCCGUGCUCAUCUGCGCCACCCACUACGUGCACAUGAGGCAGCGUGUUCCGAACAAGCUCGCCGUGAUGAUCACGCUGAUCGUACCCAGCCUGAUCCUGUUCCUCUGCGCCAGCGGGUCGCGGACGGCCGCCGUCGACAAGUACGACAAGCUGCUCUCUUCGAGCUGCGACGCCCUCCCGGAGAAACAGGCGCUGCAGGACUCGUGGGAGGC